CACCCUUGCACUCGCCCACCACCUUGCCCUUGCCCGUCAUGUUUCGAGCAAGCUUCGUCUCUUCGUUGCGACCUCUCACAAACCCCCUAGUCUUCCAGGCCGCGCGGCACCCUCAGGCCGCGGCAUGCGAUCCUUCAGCAAUGCAAGACCCAACGUACUGGCCGCAGUACACAAGCGGUCGACCCUUCCUUCGGCUUUCUUCGUCAGGCAGUCGCGCACUUUCCUGACCGACUCUGCUCCUGUGGUUACCCGGCCUACCCAACAGGAGGCAUGGAAGCGCUAUGGCAUCACAGCCGCGACCGUUGCAGGGACCAUCGUUGCAGUGAAUGUCUUCUUCAACAGGGAGACAAGAGAUGGGCUCUCCUCGGCGGAGCAGUCCUACCUGCAUGAGAGCUUCAUGUAUGCCGGAGGCGGUCUUGCGGUGACCGCUGUCGCCGCCCGUUCGCUCUUCAGGUCAGGCUUCGCGUUCCGCCUCAUGGCCACCAACCCGUGGGUUGUCCUCGGUGUCAGUCUGGUCGGAAGCAUUGGUACUAUGAUGGGGACCAUAUACACAUCUCCGGAGAACAAGGUCUUGAAGCACGCAUUCUGGCUUGGUUUCAAUGCUUGUCAAGCGGCAACGCUUAGCCCGCUGUUCUUCCUGAGCCCUGCCAUUCUCUCUCGCGCGGCUUUGUACACGGCCGGCGUGUUCGGUGCCUUAUCGUACGUAGGUGCGACUGCCACCAACGACAAGUACCUCUACAUGGGCGGCCCGCUGCUUGCGGGUGUCACCGUUGUGGCGCUGAGCUCACUCGCCCCUAUGGCCCUUCCUCUCGGCAUGCGCGGUUUGGCGAUCUCUGAGGCUAUCUCGCUCUACGGAGGCCUUGCGGUGUUCAGUGGUUUCAUUCUCUUCGAUACGCAAAAGAUCCUCCAGCAUGCUCGCGUGGCUGAGACCGGUGCCAUGACGCGCGACCCAAUGCGCGAAGCAAUCAGUCUUGAGCUAGACCUGAUCAACAUCUUCAUUCGCAUUGUCCAGAUCCUGACGAUGCAGCAGAGCAGGAAGAAGUAAGCUCAUGGCUGCUACCUCCAGUACGAUACUUUGAAUGGCUGUAUCAAUACGUUGUUAAUGUAUCAUCUACUUGUCAGUAAUUAAUAGCCCGAUCAUCGAGUUGACCACAGUCCA
Messenger RNA from Fomitopsis serialis, 1159 nucleotides. RefSeq names its product inhibitor of apoptosis-promoting Bax1-domain-containing protein. The coding region runs from base 125 to 1045 and encodes 306 amino acids. Gene Ontology annotation, cellular component: mitochondrial inner membrane. Lineage: Eukaryota; Fungi; Basidiomycota; Agaricomycetes; Polyporales; Fomitopsidaceae. The transcript has 5 exons. The record is from RefSeq and is a predicted model, not a curated record.